This is a messenger RNA of Carica papaya (papaya), 1682 nucleotides long. NCBI's taxonomy places the organism in Eukaryota, Viridiplantae, Streptophyta, Magnoliopsida, Brassicales, Caricaceae. The record is from RefSeq and is a predicted model, not a curated record.
CAGGGGUUCCUCCUCUGGUAGCAGCUUGGAGUUCUUUAAAGUAUAUAACCCGAAGUUUAGUUCUCAGCAGCUGGAUUGUGGAUUGCUUUGUUGACCAAUCAGUUGAGACAUCGACGGUGGAUUACUGCUCACGAAACCAUGGUUUUCUUGUUUGGUUGGCAAGAAACGGGAUGGAAAAAAGAUUAGGAAUUAAAGAAAAAAAAAGUGAAAUCCUUGUUUGUUUGCCUCAUUAUAUGCUUUUUAGUAAAUGGCUGUGAUACAGCAAUUUGAAAUUUCAGAUUUUAAGAAUUCCAAUGUUCCCCUCCCCUCCCCCAGAAUGUAUUGUCUUUCUGUAAUUAUCAUUUUCAAGUUUUGUGGCUGACAUUAGAACGUGAUGCAUAUGCAUUAUAGAAAGUUUAUAUCCAUUUGACAUGUGUUUAAAUUUUUUUCUUGGUGAAAAUUGAAUUGUCUCUUCAGUGCUUACCUCCUGCUUUUGUCACAAAACUGAAAGGAUCUAUUCCCAGCAAUGCCACUCUCAAAGAUCAUAAAGAAAAGUUGUGGCAUGUCAAGAUGGAAAAAGGUGACCAGGGUUUAACCAUUACGAAUGGUUGGCAACACUUUGCAGAUGAACACUCCUUAGAAUUUGGGGACUUCCUUGUUUUCAUCUAUGAUGGAAGUUCCCACUUUGAUGUGAAAAUUUUCGGUAAAAAUGGAUGCAAGAAGGAAUCACAUUUUGCUUCACAAGUUAAAGAGGAAGAAGAUAAGGAAACCGAGCAGAUUCCUAUCAGGACUACACGAGCUUCCAAGCAGAAAUAUUUGGAAACAGUCCUAAGAAGAGUUAAAAAAUCAGGUAAAAAGGGAUGCCAGAAGGAAUCACAUUUUGCCUCACAAGUUAAAGAGGAAGAAGAUGAGGAAACUGAGAAGAUUCCUGUCAGGACUACCCAAGCUUCCAAGCAGAAAUAUUCAGAAACAGUCCUAAGGAGCGUUAAAAAAUCAGGAUCAUCUGAAGUAAAUCAAUUUAGGUUUCAGACAAGUUCCCAGGAAGUCCAGGCAUUUAAAGCACCUGCACAUCUUCCACCAUUUGAGGCAACUAUAACACAAUCAUCGAAAUAUGUAAUGAAUAUUCCUAAUUCGCUGGUGAAUGCAUGUGGCAUCAAGCUGAAUUCAGAAGUAAUCCUUUCUGAUCAGGAUGGGAAAAAGUGGCCUGUGAAGGUUAAGGUCUGGGGGGAUGGUCGAAUUACUCUUGCCACUGCGUGGUCUCUGUUCCACGAAAAUACCAUUCUGGUAAAAAAUGAUAGGUGUGUGUUUGAGCUUGUCCUCAGUAAAGGAUGUGUAAGCAAAGAAAUGAAGGUACGAAUUAUCCGGAAAGGUAAGCAAAAAGCUGAACAAGUGUAGGAUCAAGGCUUGAAUUACAUAUGCCAGUGGUAAACAGAAAACAAGAUUUGAAUCACCCAUAAGUACAUUGCUGAUUUGGAAAUAUAUUAGGAGGGAGAAGAUCAAAAGAAUUUGUCGGUUGUUGUGGCUAACUUUUGUCUAUAGGUGUUGUCAUAUAAAACUUCUUAGUUCUUUCCUAACAAUAUUUAGGAUAAGUUCUUAUUUUGAGUUGACUAACUAAAGUGGUAAAAUGUCUCAUACUUUUCAUGACUACAUAAUCAGUAUGUACUUCCCUUUCCACUCCGUAACCCUUUCCGGUCUCUCCUCAG